Molecule: messenger RNA, 975 nt
Organism: Pochonia chlamydosporia 170
Lineage: Eukaryota; Fungi; Ascomycota; Sordariomycetes; Hypocreales; Clavicipitaceae
Product: ATP phosphoribosyltransferase
Exons: 4
Coding region: 1-975 (324 amino acids)
Biological process (GO): L-histidine biosynthetic process
Cellular component (GO): cytoplasm
Molecular function (GO): ATP phosphoribosyltransferase activity; magnesium ion binding
Source: RefSeq, a predicted model, not a curated record
AUGUCGCUAUUCGAAAACACCGCCUCGACUCUUGAGGACCGAUUGCUGUUCGCUGUCCCAAAAAAGGGUCGACUUUCCGAAGCUGCACUGAACCUGCUCCAAGGUGCUGACGUCCAAUUCCGACGCGAAAAUCGUUCCGACAUCGCACUCGUCAAAAACUUGCCCAUCGCACUCAUAUUCCUACCUGCAGCUGACAUCCCUACCUUUGUCGGUCAAGGGCAGAUUGAUUUAGGCAUUACAGGAUGGGACCAGGUCAAGGAACAUGAUGCCUCUGUCCGCCCCGUCGCCGGCGCCAGUGACGAAGCAGAGAGCACGCCGGGCUGUGAUAUGGUGAUGGAACUGGGAUUCGGUUCCUGCAAACUUCAAGUACAGACUCCAGGGAAGGGAAAGCAUGCCAAUGGCAAGGAUCUCAUUGGGAAAACCGUUGCCACCAGCUUUGUCAACCUUACUACGGAGUAUUUUGCACGACUGGAAGCGGAGCAGGCUGGUGAGAGUGCCUCGUCCACCUCCACACGCAAACUGCAAACCAAGGUCGUUACACUCAGCGGCAGCGUUGAAACCGCAUGUGCCCUAGGACUUGCUGAUGGAAUUGUUGAUCUUGUUGAAUCGGGCGCAACUAUGCGCGCUGCCGGGUUGAGGGCUAUUGACACGGUUGUGGAAUCUACAGCUGUACUGGUGAAGUCUCGAUCACCGUCAAAUCCUGACUUGGUUGACCUUAUUGCCUCGAGAUUGCGAGGCGUGAUCACCGCCCAACAGUAUGUGCUGUGCCAGUACAAUAUCGAAAGAUCACGGCUUCCAGAUGCCAGCAAGAUAACUCCUGGCAAACGAGCACCAACUGUCACCACUCUUGAUAGUGAAGGGUGGGUCGCUGUGAGCUCCAUGGUGGAAAAGAAGAAGAUUGCCCUGGUGAUGGACGACUUGGCCCGGGUUGGCGCUCACGACAUUCUCGUCCUCGAUAUUCACAACUCACGCUAA